AAUGACUGCACGUCAAACUCGGCUGGAGAGAGAGAUGUCACAGGGAAGCGAGGCGGAACCCACAGAAGCAAUGUGGACUUCCCUGGGCGUCCUGGAGAGAAGCGUUUCCCAGCUUAGACGGUCUGUUUGGAAAGCGACGACAGAAGAUUUGUGUGUCUCGCCGAGGAUCUACUUUUUCAGAGUCUCUCUCAAAGGCUGAAACUGCGCUGCACCUUGACGCGCGGACUUCAGCGACGCGUAUCCAUUCUCUGAGCAUGCAUGCCUCUGAAAGAGAAGAAGUUCCCUCGCCACGACCGCAAAAGAUCUCUCUUCGCUAGAUCGAAUCAAAAGGCGACAUGCCGUCUCCUCUGCGCAAGUCGACAUCGCUCUCUCGCCUUUCUACUGCUGAAGAAGGAAUCUUUCAAGUGAAGUUGUCGACAAGCCGAGAAGAUAACUGCCGCGUGUCUCUCUAUCUCUGUUCGUCCAAGAAUCUCCACGCUGGCUCUCGCGUUCAGAGGCUCUCGAAAUCAGCAGAAAAUGGAACCAGUCCGCCACUCUCCAGAAGCAGACUGUUUUUUAACAGGCGCAGGCCCCCUACAGAAGCCUGAGCGUUCAGACAGCCGCCGACCUCUCUCCUCUCCGUCUUUCCUUCUCGCAGAAUGACGAGAAAAAAACGCAACCGAGGAACAUCCAGAUAUAUAAAAGUUGCAAAAACUCUCUCCAGUCACAUGUCGCAUCCACGCACAUUGUCACAUGCGUUUUUCAUAAACGUUUUCACAUUUAUAUACCGACUGACACACGGACGCGUGUCUUCA
Molecule: messenger RNA, 794 nt
Organism: Toxoplasma gondii ME49
Lineage: Eukaryota; Apicomplexa; Conoidasida; Eucoccidiorida; Sarcocystidae
Exons: 2
Coding region: 336-587 (83 amino acids)
Source: RefSeq, a predicted model, not a curated record